AUGAAAAAUAUUGCGGACUUCGAUAAUACUUAUCAAGCGUCGAAUGCGAUCCGUUGGUACACGAGUGAUUCAUUCGUCUACAAGUUUAUUAACAAGGCAUUACGUACUGAAGAUAUGGAAGUAUUACAUACAUUCCGCUUUUUCAUUGUCGAUCUUUGCACCAGUCUGGCUGAAAAGCAUCAGGAAAUGCUCGACCUUGAAGUUGAUUUGCCAUCAGUUGUCUAUCGCGGAACGCAAAUGAUCAAGGAAGAGAUAGAGUCGCUGAAAAACAACGAAGGCUGUCUCAUUGCUACUAAUGGGUUUCUCUCAACGAGCCGCAUUCGUGAAGUAGCCAAAGUCUAUGCUGGCUCAGGUGCAAUGUCGUCGAAACGGCGCGGUGAACUACAUGCAGUUGUGUUCGAACUUGAACUACCGACAAACCUGAAAUCAUUCGUGUUUGCAGAUAUUUCGUAUAUGAGCAAGAUGAUCGAUGAACAAGAAAUCCUAUUCGACAUUGGUACCACGUUCAUUGUGACUAGUGUCGCCUUCGACGAUGUAGAACAGAAUUGGGUGAUUCGACUGACUGGUACCGACAAAGGACAUGAUAUUGUCACCAAAGAAUAUAUUGAUUUUUAUCGAAAACGUAUGGUCGCACUAACACCAACUAUUAAGCUAGGUGAAUUUCUUAUUAUUGUCGGUCAGUUUGAAAAAGCGCGAGCCUAUUUCAAUGAUUUGCUCAAACUGCAUGACCAAGAUGAUGUUUAUAUUCUGUUCAAUCUUGCUUGGAUUGAUAAGUGUCAAAGAAAAUAUCGAGAGGCUCGAGAAAAACUCGAUCGUGCCUAUGAGAAGGAAAAUACCAACGAUUUGCCGUGCCAACAAAAGCUGCGCGAUAUACUUAACGAUAUUGGAACUAUUCAUGUGGUAAUGGAUGAACACGAGCAAGCUUUAAACUAUUAUCAACAAGCAAUGAAAAUUUCAUCAAGUUCAGCUAUCUUCAACAACAUAGGAUUGGCAUAUAAGAUCCAGGGCCGAUACGUCGAGGCGCUGGAAUAUUUCAACAAAGCGCGUGAGGUCAGUGAUCGCGAAUGGCCCAGUGGGCAUCAUGAGAUAGGUAUCACAUUGGACAACAUUAGACAAACGUACAAUUAUCAAGGUGAAUAUAGCAAAGCACUUGAUUAUCAUUUGCAAGCGCUCCAUGUCAAACAGAAAACACUGCCCGAUGAUCACAUGGAUAUUGGGAUUAGUUUCAACAAUGUCGGUUUUACAUACAACAAUUUGGGAGAAUAUGAUGAAGCAUUAACAUAUUAUCAGCGUGCUCUUCAAGUAUAUCAACAAUAUUUACCUGAGAUUCAUCUUGAAAUUGCCGUCUUACUCGAUAAUAUGGCUACUGUGUAUUAUUGCCAAAAACAAUAUACCAAAGGUCUUGAGUAUCUUUAUAAAGCGCUCCAUAUUGAAGAGCGUGUCGAGCCAGUCAGUCGUCUGACACUGGGUCGAACGUUAAAUAAUUUAGGUGUAACACUUAUUGCUCACAAGC
Didymodactylos carnosus is the source of this 1513-nucleotide messenger RNA. NCBI's taxonomy places the organism in Eukaryota, Metazoa, Rotifera, Eurotatoria, Philodinida, Philodinidae. The record is from the annotation of a GenBank genome assembly.